Hydra vulgaris (swiftwater hydra) is the source of this 1023-nucleotide messenger RNA. RefSeq lists its product as uncharacterized. Lineage: Eukaryota; Metazoa; Cnidaria; Hydrozoa; Anthoathecata; Hydridae. The record is from RefSeq and is a predicted model, not a curated record.
AUGUCAAGUAACUUAAGAGCUGAAAAUAGAAGAAAUCGUCGAAAUGAGAGAAAUGAGGCCAGACGAGAAGAAAUUAAUCGUUGCCAAAAUGAAAGAAAUGAGGCCAGGCGAGAAGCAAUUAAUCGUUGCCAAAAUGAAAGAAAUGAGGCUAGGCGAGAAGCAAUUAAUCGUCGCCAAAAUGAAAGAAAUGAGGCUAGGCGAGAAGAAGUUAAUCGUCGCCAAAAUGAAAGGAAUGAGGCUAGACGUGAAGAAGUUAAUCGUCGCCAAAAUGAAAGGAAUGAGGCUAGACGUGAAGAAGUUAAUUGUCGCCAAAAUGAAAGGAAUGAGGCUAGACGUGAAGAAGUUAAUCGUCGCCAAAAUGAAAGAAAUGAGGCUAGACGAGUAUUAUUUAGGCGUGGAAUACAUUGCAUAGCAAGAAAUAAUGUUUUUAUAGAGAGUAAUUACCUAGGAGAAAUGAACCAUAAUUGUCAGUAUUGUGGUGCUAAAAAUUUUUUAAAUGAAACACAUUUUUUGUGCUGCCAUUCAGGAAAGGUUGUCUUACCUCCACUUUCACCUUAUCCACCGCUGAUGUUUGAUUUAAUGACAGGCAACCAUGUUGAUCGUGCUUUGAAUCAAAAUUUUUUCAAGCAUAUACAAAAUUAUAAUGCCUGUCUAUCUUUUGCUUCAUUCAUAGCCACAAUAGAUCCUCCGUCAAAUCGUGGUCCACCCUGUUUUAGAAUUAGUGGGCAAAUUAUGCAUCGUAUUGGUAAUCUAAGACAUCAGCAAGGGGAUCCACCUGUUUAUUGUCAAUUAUAUGUUUAUGAUCCUAAUACUGCUUUAAAUUUUCGAAUGGAGCAAAAUGAUUGUUGCAUACGUGAGUUAAUGGAACUUUUGCAGACUAUAAUUAAUCAGGAGAACCCAUAUGCGCUUGCAUUUAAAAACAUGGCAGAAGUUGAAGAUGCAGAAAUUCGUCAAGCUGCUAUAGAAGGUCGACCGAUUUCUGUUGUCAAAAUGUCGUUGCUUGAGGGUUGUGAUAGACGUUGA